AUCUUCUCUUCACCCUGUUUGAUCUCACAAUCUCACCUUUCCAUAGGCAAAAUUGGCUACUUAUUUUUAGUUUUAUAGCUAUAGUUCCCGUCACGUCCACUGUUGUGAAGAAGUUUCGCAAUUCCCAAUCCUCCCCCCUCGUUCCAACAGCUUUCCGAUACCGUCAAAGCGUCCUGGUCAUCAUCGCUGACAGCACUUGAUUCCACUUUAGGUAAUAAGUUUCGUGCGCUUUUUCAAACUUUUUCUGGGCCCGCAAGUAGCUCCUUCAGCUUCGCUGGGUAUUAAAUCACAACGUUGACGAUUCAUAGGGGCUGGGUGUUUUACAUAUCACAAAGUACUGAGCAUCUCCAUACACUGUGUGCCACUGAUUGAAGGGAACACAGCAUUAGCAGAGGAAAGGACGAGCGAGAAGGAAGAGGACACUGUUUGUCAUAAUCGCACUAUAUUAUAUAACACUCAAGCAUGCGAUUCGAGGUAUCGUUGAGGGCGCUGAUGGUGCCAAUGUUCUUGGCCCAGCAGGCACUGUCGAUAGAUCUGGAUGUUGAUUCCGAGACGAGUAUCUGUGAUGCGUCUGCUCUGGUCAUCGGCGGUGUUAUGGACUACUACCAAGGUACACGUUACGGUGGUACCGUUGGUAUGUUCCAAGACCCGUACUACUGGUGGGAAGCCGGAGAGGCCAUGGGCUCGAUGUUGGGGUUCUGGUACUUCUGCAACAACGACACGUAUGAAGCCGUGAUUUACGAUGCGCUCAUGGCGCAGAGAGGUAACAAUAACGACUACAUUCCUUCAAACCAGUCUAUGACGGAAGGUAACGAUGAUCAAGGCUUUUGGGGGCUUGCCGUGAUGGAGGCAACAGAGCGUAACUUCACCAACCCGCCAUCCGACCAACCAGGUUGGCUGGCACUGACACAGGCCGUGUUCAACACCAUGUGGGCUAGAUGGGAUGACCAGUACUGCGGUGGAGGACUGAGAUGGCAGAUCUUCACCUGGAACUCCGGUUACACGUAUAAGAACACCAUCUCCACUGCUUGUAUGAUUGCCAUAGGCGCCAGACUUGGAAGGUACACUGGCAACACCACUUAUAUCGAUAUUGCCAACGAGGCCUUCGAGUGGCUCGAGAACAUAGGCUUCGUCUCCAUCUCCGAUGGCUCUGCCCGUGUCUACGAUGGUGCCAGUAUCACUGAUAACUGUUCUUCGAUCACAGGGCUGGAGUGGACGUACAACAUUGGUCUGCUCAUGGCUGGUUCUGCCUAUGCGUACAACGCCACUGAGGAUGAUCUCUGGCUCCAAAGAACAGAAGCAUUGGUCCAAGGUGCCUCGGUCUUCUUCGUGGACGAUAUCAUGUAUGAACGUGCUUGUCAGGGAACCUCAUCCGGUUGUAAUACUGAUCAGCGUUCCUUCAAGUCUAUCUUUUCCCGUUGUUUGGGCCAAACAGCAGUUAUGGCGCCAACUACGUACAACACCAUCUAUACGUGGCUAGUUGCGUCCGCCGAGGGCGCUGCUAAGUCGUGUACUGGUGGUUACGAUGGACACACGUGUGGAUUGAACUGGCAACUGGGCUCCAAUGAUGGUAAUUAUGGGUUGGGAGAACAAAUAUCCGCACUGGAGGUGUUUGACAACCUACUCAUCAAGGACAGACCAGCUCCUUAUACAAACGAAACAGGCGGUACGUCCGAAGGUGAUGCCAGCGCAGGAACAAGUUCAACCACAACACAGCUGGAUACCGCUGCCCUGAAUAUCACAGGUGGUGAUAAGGCUGGUGCCGGUAUCAUCACUGCUAUUGUGCUUGCUGUCAUCAUUGCCGGGUGCGUAUGGAUGGUGAUAUGAUCGUCAAUAGUAGCCAGCACACACUUUUGAGCGUGAUGUCUACCACCAAGAGGACUGUGUCCGUGUGUAUGUAUG
Williopsis jadinii is the source of this 1902-nucleotide messenger RNA. Its product is annotated as glycoside hydrolase family 76 protein. Lineage: Eukaryota; Fungi; Ascomycota; Saccharomycetes; Phaffomycetales; Wickerhamomycetaceae. Gene Ontology annotation, molecular function: mannan endo-1,6-alpha-mannosidase activity. The record is from RefSeq and is a predicted model, not a curated record. Bases 463 to 1827 code for a protein of 454 amino acids. The transcript has a single exon. Gene Ontology annotation, biological process: carbohydrate catabolic process; budding cell bud growth; fungal-type cell wall biogenesis.